CACACACACACGCGCGCUCUCGCUAUCUACACACGCGCAACGCACGCGCGCGCGCGCGCCGCCUUCACGAUCGGCGCGCUCCCAGCCACGUCUCGCCCCGGCGAGCGCAAAAAAGGAACUUCCAUCUUUAUCGUUUGAGAAAACAACAACAACAACACCACCGGCGGGGUUGAAAGCAAACAAGCAACUGCUUUACCGCAACCACCUCGAUCAGAAGCAGCAGUAUCAACACCAGCAGCAGCAGCAGCGGCACCAUCAUCUACCACCAUCAUCAUCAUGAUGGAGAGCGCGCAUCAAUCGCUGCUGCUGUCCACGGCCAACGCCAACCACACCACGGCGCCGCAGGCUCCAGCGCCGCCCCCGCUGCCCUCUCUGCCACCGCAGAUGCCCGCGCACCACCCUCCCGUCGCAGCCGCGGCUGCCCCGGCGAUCGAGAGCGGCGAGCGUCCUCCUCUGCCCUCGCAGCCAGCGCGCCGACCCAGGUGCCCAAGCAGCAGUCGAGCACAAAUUGAGGUGAUCCCGUGCAAGAUCUGUGGCGACAAGUCAUCAGGGAUUCAUUACGGAGUCAUCACGUGUGAGGGCUGCAAGGGAUUUUUCCGGCGGAGUCAGCAAAACAAUGCAUCAUAUUCCUGCCCGCGGCAGCGCAAUUGCUUGAUCGACCGCACGAACCGGAACCGCUGCCAACACUGUCGCCUGCAGAAAUGCUUGGCCCUCGGCAUGUCGCGAGAUGCGGUAAAGUUUGGCCGGAUGUCAAAGAAGCAGCGGGACAGCCUGUACGCGGAGGUGCAGAAGCACCAGCGGCUGCAGCAACACCAGCAGCACCAACAGCACGGGGAAGCCGAGCCCCUCACGCCGUACUCUAAUGGCAAUGGCUUGGGCAGCGGAAGUGGCAUCUCUCACGACCCGGACCACGAGCUGAGCGACCUCAACGACGUGUUUGGGCCAGAGCUGGCAGAGAUGGCCUCUCAGGCGGGGAGCGCGGGUGACAUGAUGAUGAGCUGCUAUUUCCCAUCAGCCUCCGGUGACACAAGCACUCCGCCCAGCUCCAACUCGUCCGCCUCCUCUGUGGGCUCCGUGUCGCGGUCCGGUUCGGCGUCAGGCCAGCCAUCUCCGGACCAGUCCGGUUUGGACAUAGAUGGUAACCGGCCCCGGAGUUUGGUGAUCAAGCAGGAGCCUGGCUCAGGCGUGGCCACAGCACCGUGCGUGGUGUCUGCCACCGCCAACAACGGUGCUGUUGGCAUGACAUAUGACCUUAAUGGUGACCUUACGUGCGACCUGGAAUUCUUGGCCAGUGCUUUUUGCAAUGGCCACUACGGCAGUGGGAAAACACCAACCAGUGAAAUUGAACACCUUGCCCAGAACAUUGUACGGUCGCACAAUGAGACGUGUCAGUACUCAACAGCGGAGUUGCAGAGGCUGGCAUGGCAAACAUACUCCUAUGAGGAAGUCAAGGUUUGCCAGAGUCAGCCUCUGGAGGUGAUGUGGCAGCAGUGUGCCAUUCAGGUCACCAACGCCAUCCAGUAUGUGGUGGAGUUUGCAAAGCGCAUUGAUGGCUUCAUGGACCUCUGCCAGAAUGACCAGAUCAUCCUGCUCAAAGCUGGGUGCUUGGAGGUGGUGUUGAUAAGGAUGUGCCGAGUGUUUAAUCCACACAAUAACACAGUGCUCUUUGAUGGAAAAUAUGGUGGCAUUCAGCUUUUUAAAUCGUUAGGCUGCGAUGACCUGAUUACUGCCAUGUUCGACUUGGCCAAGAGCCUCUGCGCGAUGCAACUCAAGGAGGAGGACAUUGCUCUCUUCUCGGCCUCUGUGCUCGUCUCGUCCGACCGGCAAUGGCUGCAGGAUUCAAUAAAGGUGGAGAAGCUGGCAGAAAAAAUUAACCUUGCCUUCCGGCAUGUGGUUUGCAAGCAUCGUAUGAAUGACAACAUGCUCAACAAGUUGCUGCCCAAGGUGGGAGUCCUACGACAGGUGUGUGCGCUGCACAUGGAGAAGUUUCAGGAGUUCCGAGAGGGUCAUCAGGAUAUAGUGCACUCCCACUUCCCGCCUCUUUACAAGGAGCUCUUCAGCUCUGACAUCCAGCAGUUGCAGCCUGGCUCAGCAGCCAACGGGAACUGAUGCCCACUGUCAUUUGCUGCCGCCGCUGCUGCUGCUAGUGCUGCUUGUCUGCACGUGACAUUGGUUGGGGAGGGCUGGCGGGGGGGUUUUAUGAACACCGUUCGGCAUGCGGCACAUGAGUUUUGAGUCGAGGCUCAGAAGCUACCUGAAGCAAUAGCACAUGGGAUCCAACACCGGUUGCUUGUGUAUUUCACAGCCCACUCUUGAUCUCCCUCGUCCCUCCUUGUACCCACCUUCAAUCCUAGCCAUUCCCCUCGCUAUGUCAAAGUGGUCUCAGCCAGGCGUUAAUAUUGAUGGAAGCCACUCGCACCACCCCCCCCACCCCCAUCUUCACACUGCAAGUCAACUUUUUUCAAGUGGUCUUCAGUGCUUAGCGGACAAUUGAGUGGCUGUCACAACGCGAACACAAAUGCAAUCAACGGAUGAUACAGAUGCACACCAGAGCAUUGUUUGAAGGUAGGAUUGCAAAGGCACUUCUGCUGUGAAGUUUAUCAUGAUAGAAACUAUCGGCAGCUGGCUCAAGCUGAAGUUACCUCGCAUUUUCGCAACCAAAACCAUCAGGAAUAUUUCGACAUAACAGGGUCCGUUGCUCAGUGCUGCAGGUGAGUUUCGAGGGAGCUCAGGAAAAAAUAUUUAGAGCUGCCCCAUCUUAAAUUGUUUUGAGCCAACAAUCCACUGCAUUUAUUGGAGAUGUAAUGGAUAUUCCACCAAUGUGAUGUUAAUCCAUGGCUCUAAAGCAUUUAGGGUGGGAUGCACUCCAUGAAGUAGGAGUUUCAGAUCUAAUGAUGGAUUAUUUAAAGGCUGGCGCGUUUCAGUUCACUCAACUAUCUGAACGAAGCACAACAAGAUUAGUAUCUACACUGGUUUCAUGGUGUGCACCAUUCUUUUUAGAAGGGGUAAAACUUAAUUUUCAUCAUCAGGAUUUCCACAUAACUGAAAUGAACUCGUUUUUUUUUUCUAAUUCCGGUGUGCAACAUGAACCAAGGUAUCAUCGCUAAUCAAUCUUUUCUUGCGAAAUCUCUUGUGAGGCCAGCUUCCCAUUGGUCCCAUUUUUUUCCCAUUCUAAAUGGAUGGGUACCAGAGCCAAUGACGAGGAAUCUUACUGCCGGUUUGCUAAAAGAAAAUAUUCAGUAACAAGAUGCACAGCGACAACAUGCUGUGUUGUAGCAAGAAGCCGUGCUUGACUUCACUAUAUUUCACCUGUGUCCCACUUUCUACGAAAACUUGAACUUUAGUGAUAAGCGUCGCUUCACAUAAAGCCUCAGCUUGCUGAAGUUAUACAAAGUGUGAUGCUCAACAACUGACCAGCAGGGUGUGGUAAAUGUAAAACGACAACAACAACAAACUAAGCAUCAACAUGAAAAUAUUUUCUACAAGCAGUAAAGCCUCUACUGAUGAGCAUUCUCCACCCGGAUUGGUGGUGUGCACUUAGCAAUAAAUUUCCAGCAGAACCAAUAACAACAUUCUAACACAAAUUCCUGCCAUUUUAGUUCACGUUAUCUGGAAAUACCCAGGUAUAUGGUAUGUUUUUGACAAGUCGUAACGCGUUUUAUGCGAAACGUUAUUUUGAAAAACGUAAACCCUGUGAUUUGACUAUUUUAUCGCAGCACACUAAACACAAGUAUAGUAUAAAUUGCACAUUAAUUCCAAGCUGCAUGAGUGUAUUUUGUUUUCUUUCAGCCAGUGGAGGCUUCUGGAAGAUUGGCCUGAAUCUCAUGCAGUGUAUGCAUGCUAAAUUGUUUUCUCAAACUUUGAACAAACUACUGAUAGUUUAAAGCGAUAGUAUUUUACACCUGAUGUGUUUUAGGCACUACAAACACUAUAUUUUGUAUAAUUUUAGAGUGAAAAUAAAAACAAAUGUCGUUUCCCUUUAAUUGCUUAAAGCAUUAUAACCUUAACAUUAACAAAAUAAGCACUUAACUCCGUCCCUGUUAUGAAGAGCCAAAGGAUUUGGCUCCGAUCACAGUCAUGUCAUAAAAAAAGUAAUGUGUAAACUGGGCUGUAUAUAUUCAUUUUAGCACUCACCAGGCAUCAGUGUGGUAUGGCAAUUUUAGAUUUUAAAAGACUUGAAAUGUAUAUUUUAUUGGUUUCAAGAAAUUACUCUUGGGGGGGAAAAAAACAAGACGCUAUAACUGUUGGAUUCAGGGUAAAUGAAGCGAAGAGAUGAAUGUAUCUUUGCAAGAGUGGAAGUCUUUAAGAAAGGCUACAGUGUUGACAAUCAAUUGUUGUUUUUUUUCUUUCCGUGGUUGAAUGUCCUUUUUAUUUACGAAUAGUCCUGUAUUUGUGAUAUUCCGUUCCUACAUUUGUCCUAAUUAUUUGAGGCUGUACAUUUUAAUGGAGAAGUGUAACACUCUCUUUCGUAUGGAUAUGAAUUGAGUACCAACUAUAAAUUGACGGCGAAGUUGUAUAUCCAGCUGAUGGCCUCAGUGGACGUAUACCACUUGUGCUCCUGGCAUACGCUGCAAGUGGACAUUUGUUCAUAAUGUGUCCCACCGUUGGUUACGGCACGCAAGUCGCUUAACACUCAAAUGUCCGUGGCACGUUUCUCAAUUUUCAAAUGCCGUUUAUAAAAAUCUGAAGUUACAAUAUUCUUUCCAUGCAAAGUAUGUAGAACAAACGCGUUACUAAAAUUACUACAAACAGGAUAAUAUAUUUUAAAGUGGUACAUUUUAAUCCAUGUAUAUAGACGGGUGCCAGUACUUUUAAGCCCUUGAUAUUUUAUUGCACAUUGUUAAACCAAUUUUCCAAAUCUUGAAAAUGUUGCCAUUAAUAUUCUCACGAAUUUGAACGGUUAUGAUCGUUGAUUAUAAUGAUAUAAGUGUGGAUAUUAGACUCAAACUGAAAAACAAUGCAGUCAGUUCAUAACUGUAAAAAUUACAUAAACAAAACAGCACGUCUAUUUUCUGUAAAGUUAUGUAUUUUCUUAUAUGUAAUUGUUUUAGUAUGUAACUAAAACAAGCGUUUUAUUAGCAUGGGCAUUCAAAGUAGAUUAUUAAGAAAACAAUACUUUAUUCUGAUUUGUAUCCUGGAAAUUGCUGUGUUACACUUCACCAUUGUCUUUGUGACACCCGCACUAAGAGUUGAAAUGGUUUAUGGAUUCUUAUUUAAUUUGUAACCUGGAAAUUAUAGUAUUACACUUGAUCCUCGUCUUUGUGGCAUCCGCACUAAAAGUUCCAAUGGUUAUGAAGAGCAGAGACAUGUCAAAAAGCCUUGUCUGGAUACAAUCGUGCUGAUGAGAUUUACGCAUUUUUGAAAAGUGUGUAUUUUUUUUGAAGACACCUUAUAUUUUGGGUAAAACGUUGUAAGAUGUAUUGUGCAUUCAAAUUUUUAAGAGUAUAUUUUUGUGCGUAAAUGUACCAAAUACUGUACGAAACUUUCACAAACGCCAAUGUGUUUUCUCCCACCAUCUGCAUACCUAACUGCUUAUUAUUUUGGUCUGUGAGCAAAUUUUGAUAACUGGUGACUUAAGAGUAAAAUGACAAUACAAUUUUAUUGCAUGCAUUAUCCACGUUAAAUUUCCAAAAAAGGGACUUUGAUUUGACAGACAAUACAAUUGUAUUUGCGUGUAUAAUUGUACACACAAUUGGAAGAACUGAUCAUUCGUAUGCCCUAUAUAACCCAAUCCGGCCCAGGUUUAUAAGUGCAUCUAUACAUUUUUGAGUACACGUUACAUUUGGUAUUGUGGCUUCACUACUUUGGUAGGUCAAUUGGAUGUGCGCCUUUUAAAAAAAAUACAAUAAUGAAAAUAACGAUGAAAAAAGUGACAUUGCGCACAUGCUUCUGCUAAAGUGUCUGGUGGUGGCUAAUUGGUGGUGCUCUGCAAACAUUCCAGCAUGAGAAAAGGAAGUGGUGGUGGCUUGGUGGCAGUGUGGAAUUGUUUACGUGUUGAAGACAGCGUUCCAAUUUAUAUAUAUGUCGAUGUACUAUUGGAUGCCGCAUACGUAGAGUAACCUUCAUGAUUUGCUACUUGUUAUUUUUUUCCCUUUAAAAACAUUUUUGCACACAUUAUUUGCUCCUUGCUCCCUAGUGCAAUAGUAUUUUUUGUCUAGAUAUACAUUUGGGGACUAUACAGAUGUGAGUUGCAUCUAUAUUUGUGCUUGAGCACCUUUUUUGUUUGGGUGGGUAGAAAAAUGAAUGAAUGAAUGGGAGUGUUCAAGUCCCGAUUUGUUGACAUGUUCCCUUUAAUGUCUUCUCUGUACUUUGACACUUUUUUUUCUGAGACUCCUUUGUAUACGUACCAGUAGUAUAUCAUCACAAUCACUGUUUUUCGAAAAUAACGUGAUGGUUCACAUUCGUUCGUAAUUUCAAAUCCCAUUAUGUACAUAGCAACGCAUACUUACAUGGUAUGCGUUCAUCAAUUUGUGCCUGGGUUGAUUGCUUUUGUGUGUGUACAAUUAUUAAGUGUUUAUAAUUCUGUAUGCAUAUGUAUACAGAUUUGUGUUAUUUCGACUUAAUGAAUGGUGUGUGUAUGUGUUAACUGGGUCAUAGUCUCAGGGAGAGUGACAAUACAUUUAAUGAUAAAGGAAUUCAUCGAGCAAAAUUAUGAUUUUUUCACUGUCUCACUAGACAUUAAAUUCCCCACGGUAGCAAUAACCCAUUGAAGGAAAGCUUAUACAAUUGCUGGCUUUUAAAGUAAUAUUUUUCAUUAGUGUUUUUUUAUCCUAUGUCUCUUGGUUCCUCGAAUAAAGCCAAACACGUUUUAACGUGUAAUUUUGCAUUAUAUAUUUUUGCGUAUAGUACUUUUUUAAGCCUCCAGCACAACUAUGUAGCAUUUAGUGUUUAUUUUGAACAUGGGAAAAGUAAGAAUGGUAUUAUUAAGGUGUCUUGCUGUAUACCUGAAUUGAAGUAUCUCUUCUCUACCUUUGAAUUAAAGAAGUAAAUAAUUUGGGUUUGUGGAAAAAUUACAAGAAUUCACUGUUUUAAGAGCAUUAUUUUUUAUUGUAAUAUGUAUUGGUGUUCAACUCAUCCUUUCGUCUUUGGUUCUCGGCUGAGAGAUUAGUGAUGUUGAUGGUUAAGUUAGUGUGGGUUUGUAGCGAUGUAAGGUGACAGAAUCCCAUUGUUGUAUUGUUUUGUGCAAGCAACACAAAUAAUAUAUUGAAGGAAAAUGGUUUUGUUUUCAUGUGUCCUGUUAUAGAUCUUUGUGAUGUUGGUUUGUAGUGGUGACAUUUCGAAGGUUCCUUUUAACAGAUCUCGUAACCUCUAGCCUUUCUCAGGGAUAGUCCUUUUUGAUUGAAGUAGGGAUGUGUAUGACCAUUUCAUUGCUUAACCUUUAUAUGCUGCUUGUGUUUCUAACGCUAAAAUGUGCAAGGCAUUAGACUAAAGCCCUAUAUUCAUGGUUUUCCCAUUUACUGCACAAUUCAUACUCUUGCGUGUAAUGCUGUCUCAAUGGCCCAUAAUUUAUAUCUUGUUACUUUUCUUUUAUAUAACAAAUUAAAUACAUUUUUUAAAAUGCCAAAAUCUUUUUUUUUGGAUCUGACGAUUCAACCGUUAUAAUGUCCAACAUCGUGCAGAGAACAGUAACUUUGGAGUGUGAAAUAAUUUUCAAUGAAAUAUUCCAGCGUAUUAAAGUUUUGUAUGUAAAUAACAUACUUUUACUCUAGACAAUCAAGUAUGCUCUUGGGUAGGUUUGGUGCCAAAAGCACCCACUUUUUCUCAUUUGACUUGCCCUUAAUAUGGUCUUUGCACUUUCCUUUUAAAGCUUGAGUUUUUUUUUUACCUGUAACGUGUAUUUUUGUUUUUAUUUUAAUUACUGACAUUCAGUAUUACUAAGCACUCAAAGUUCAUAUUACAAAAAAAAUUGCAGUCCCUUAAUGCCCUUUGCAAAAUACCCAACUUGUUUCCUCCACAAGUCCACCAUAGUAUUGGGACUUUCAAAAUGUAUUCAUCCACAUUUAUAAUCAGUAUUGUGAUGGAAAAUAUAAUUUCAGUUAGUCCUGAUAUGUAAAAUAUUGGCUUUUUUAAUGCAUCUAACAACAUUUUGUUCUAGCACAACAGUGAAAAUGUCAACGCCUUUUAAUUACAAUGCUUUUAUAUAUUUUUUCCAUCAUACAACGCUUAACUUUUAUAGCACUUGCACCAAUAAUUUCAUACAUGGUUACGUGUUUAGAUCUCAAACCAAUUAGACCGUGUGAUCACUCAUCUCCCGCGUCUCAGGGAUGCCCUCUUGUGUUUCCCAAGAAUGUACAUGCAUCUUUUCGGUCCAACAAGUGGUUUGCAAAUUGAAAUGUGGAAGGCAAUAAGAUGACAAAAAAUACACUUUUUAAAGUCCGAAAAUUAAUAUGCUGCAUGCUAAUUUUAAAUUUUACACAGUCACUACCAGACAAGGCUUUUCAAAAGUAUAAUUUGUCAUGCUCGCUUUUGCAGCACUUGGCAAUUAGAAGUAUAAAUCAUGGGAAGGAAACCCUACAGAUUAUUGCAGGGUUAUGACAAGGGAUGAUAAUAUUUAUAAAAGGUUUAUAUAGUGUAUGUUGAAAUCUAUAUUUGGAGAAUUUGAGUAGGUGCAGUUUCUGAUGGAUGAAAGCCGUAAAGACAUUGCAUUUUCAGUGUCCAAAAAGUAUGACACCUUGUAUGGCUCAAACUUGGAGGGAAACGUAUUGUCUUUUUUUUCUCUCUCCUUUAUUUCAACUCUGUUUAUUCGCCAUGAAAGAAUGCUAUGCGUUAAGAUGUUUGUACAUUGUAAGAUGAAUCAUAGUUGUCGUCAAUGCUAAAAUGCACAGGUGUUGCUUUAAGUAGACAGUAUUGUUAACAUGAGUAUAGGGUUGGUAACAUUCAGCAAUUUUGGUGAACAAGGGCAGUUCCAGCGCUGCUUGCAUGUUACAAUUAUUUUUAACACAUGCUAUAUAAUGUUAUUACAAUUUACAGAUGUGUCGUUUUAAACUUGUCUAACCAAGUAAAAUACCAGUGGGCCAAAUAGUAAUGCUUCUCUUUAAGGUGAAAUCUAAAAUGCUGUUAUAAUGUCAAUGCUUUUCAGUAAAUACAGUGUAACUUUAGCCAAAUGCUGGAACGGCCCUUUUUUUCAAAAAGUUCUACCAUUUUAAUGGCAACCCUAAACCAAUGUUCUAUUUUACACACUAAGUGUUUCCACUUAAAGAAAGUGUUAUGAAUGCACAAUUAAAUGCAGUCAAUUGUUCAAUUGUUUCUGCAAUAACUUUAUGGUUUUCAUCUCCUAUAUGUCCCCAUCACUCAGUAGAGUAUUUCCCUAUUCUUACCGUUUUCCGGUAAUUACCUUCUUGUAAUAUAUAUUUGAAUGUAACACAUUUAUAGUUGUUCCCUAUUUGUAAAGCAAUAAAACGAAGUUGAGAAAAAAAAACAUUUUGAAACACAACAUUUAUUGUACGAGUACGUGGUUUAGUUUAAGCCAUGUUAUUAUUGAAGCUUGUGUAAUGUUUUAAACGUGCAUUUUGCACACCUUUCAUUACUAAGGAUUAAUCCUUAGGUUACCUGUAUAGCUUUACUUAUAUAUUGGGAAAUAUAUAUAAAUAUCUUCACUAACGCCCUGUUUAUCUGACAGCAUUGUUAUAGCUAUUUUUUCGUAAAUGCAUUAAUUUAUGUUUCUCAAAUUCUUACGCGUACGGAAGGUUUAGCCUCGUCAUUGCGAGUUGCGCUGCACGGGAUGGAUGUCGCGUGUUUGGAGCAGAAAGGAACUCACACCUUCACGGUUUCACGGAUUCCGACAUAAGCUCCUUAUUUACAGAUUUUAUGUAUUCACUUUGAAAAUAAAAUAAAAAGAAAU
Molecule: messenger RNA, 9841 nt
Organism: Lethenteron reissneri (Far Eastern brook lamprey)
Lineage: Eukaryota; Metazoa; Chordata; Hyperoartia; Petromyzontiformes; Petromyzontidae
Product: nuclear receptor ROR-beta-like
Biological process (GO): regulation of transcription by RNA polymerase II
Cellular component (GO): nucleus
Molecular function (GO): nuclear receptor activity; zinc ion binding; RNA polymerase II cis-regulatory region sequence-specific DNA binding
Source: RefSeq, a predicted model, not a curated record